CAUCACGUGUAGUUCCAGCCCGAUCCCAGAACUGAUACGGAAAUCGAAUGGGUGAAGGCGUAGAUCUUCCUCAGGUGACAGCACCUCGCUACCCAGGCCAUCUUAAAUGCCCUUCAUUCCUUCAAGAUUCAUAUUUCCAGAAAGUUUGUACAUUGCUCCUUAUAUAUCACGCUAUCAACUCUCCUCUCUGAACAUAUCAUAACUCUAUCAUCGCUUACUGUGUGCCAUACUACUACUUUAAACUGUACCUUACUACGAAUUCUGCUAUAAAUACAUACCAUGUACUAUAACGGUGGAUAUAGUCCAGCUAUGGAGCCAUCAUACUCUACGGGCAGCAAUGACUCGACUCAGACUACCGGCAGUUACUCAAGUCUUCCCAGCCAAUACUCAACCUCGUAUCCUGUGGUGACAGACAACAACAUCGAUACUACCCAAAUGUCAUUCGAUCAAUGCUACGACUUCGACUCAUAUGGUCAAGCGUACGACCUUCCAGAUUGGAACGACCUAAAUCCUAUGGAGUGCACCGAUUUCAUGCAGUCGUCCUCGCCAACAGACCCCCGGACAGCUUUUCCAUAUGAUAUGGGCCCCAGUUUGAAUCAGACCCAUGAUCUCAAUACCCUCUCGCGCAGUCCGCCCUCAGGCCUGGAGGCUCUGGAAUCAGAGAGACGCACGAAACCUUUCGAGUGCAGCUGCGGCAGGAGUUUUACCCGAUCUGCAGACUUGAAACGACAUCAGACUACUGUUCAUUACCCCGUGUUCCAAAACUGCCCGGUGCCAAAAUGUGCACGAAAGGGCAAGAACGGCUUCCCUCGCAAGGACCACUUGAACGAGCACCUACGCUCGUAUCAUCGCAUCAACAUUGCUAAGCGUGAAGUGCCAAAGAAGAAGCCUGCAAAGGAAGAAUCUUUGUCCCCGAAUGCGGUCCGAAGAUGAUGCGGCUACAAUACGAUGCGACUGGACGAUAUGAUGUGCUAUGUUCUAUGAUGUUACGCAAUUCCUUCUGUAUCUUUUUUUCGGUCCUGUAACACGCUGUGCAUCGUUGCAUAUGUUCGUUUCUUUCCCUUUCCUGCUGGGGCUCCGUCAUCAG
Molecule: messenger RNA, 1087 nt
Organism: Paecilomyces variotii
Lineage: Eukaryota; Fungi; Ascomycota; Eurotiomycetes; Eurotiales; Thermoascaceae
Exons: 3
Coding region: 280-933 (217 amino acids)
Source: RefSeq, a predicted model, not a curated record